AUGUCUACUAAUGUGUGGCCAUCAAAUCGUGAACCAUAUCAUGGUGAUAUUGUCCAAGGUAGAUUGGGAAAUUGUUUUCUUAUUGCUUCACUUCAAGCAUUAGCUUCUUGCCAACCUCAAUUACUGAAAUCGAUUAUUUCUCUUUCACCACUCACAUGUUCUUUUUAUCGACAAGGUCAACGUGUUGAAAUACCAGUAAUAAUGGAAUCAUUAACAAAUGAGUAUCAAUAUUGUCGUUCAACUGUCACAGAUGUUCAAUGGCCUUACAUUAUCGAACAAGCCUAUGCUCAAUUUUAUGGAGGUCGAUAUGAAAAUUUAGCCGGUGGAAAUACAUCGGAAGCAUUAUAUGAUUUAUUAGGAAAACCUGUUGAAGAAUUCGAACCAACUGAUCAUGGAGUAUGGGAGAAAAUUGAAAAAGGAUUAGCUGAAAAAAAUGCAUUGAUUACUUGUGGAGCUGUUGUGACAAAUGAUGCAACAGCAGCUAAUAAUUCUAAUGGACUAGUAAUUAACCAUGCUUAUUCAAUUUUGGCUACUUUUGUGUAUCAACAAACACGAGAAAAAUAUGUUCUUAUACAUAAUCCUCAUGGCAUUAAUCAUAUACUGAAAGAAAAUAGUCGUGCACGAAAUGCGUUUUUUACAUUGAUUUCCAAGAGUCAUCCAUUGUGGUCGAAUACAUCAGGAACUCAACUACUUUCAUGGCCUGAACUUCAACGAACUUGUAAUCGUAUUCAAAUUUGCCAUUUAAAUGUAGAAUCUCGGCAGUUGUUGUCUGGUGACUGGUCAAUAAUGACUAGUGGUGGUUGUUCAAAUUUUCCAACCUUUUAUCGAAAUCCAUUCAUUCUCUUUCCUCUUUCGUAUUCAAAAAAAACUAUACUUGUUCUGGGACAUACAAUUGAUCAACGACAUGAACGAACAGAAACAGAUGUUAAACUUAACUAUGCACAAUUAGGUAUAACGAUAGUUGAACUUAAAUUCCAUACGAUACCUGUUAAUGAUAAUUAUGAAAUAAUUUGUCAAUCGAAAUUUUGGAAUAAACGAGAAGUAGCUGUUACUAUUGAUAUUGAAGCUAAACAAGGAAAACAAUAUGCAGUUGUCCUAUCGACUUAUUAUCCAAAUAUCAAUACUUCAUUUUGGUUACAAGUUUUUUCUAAACAACUAUUAUCAACAAUAGAAUUACGUACGUGGAUCAAUGUAUUUCAACAAACUGUUCAAACUAUUCAUGGAGAAUGGCAUCGAGAAAAUGCUGGUGGAAGACGAACUAAAUCAACAGCAUUAACAUUUUACAAGAAUCCUGCAUAUCUUCUUACGCUUUCAAAUGCAUCUCGUGUUCGAUUAAUUCUUCAUCAAUCAUUUCAAACAGUUGUUCCACUUGCUCAAUAUUAUCCCAUUGGUAUCUAUGUUCUUUCGACUACAAAUAAUGAGGAGCCAGCAUUUGUACGUGCUAGAUCAAUUUCAAGAUUAGUUCACUUAAAUUCAGAAGAAGAAUAUUAUGUUGUGCCUACUUGUUUCGAAGCAAAUUCAUUCGGAAAAUUCGAACUUAAUGUUCUUUGCGAUGUACCAUUUACACUUGAUCCGACAGAAAGAAAAUUACCUACACCACCUCCUAUAGAGAAUGAAACAUCUGCUCAAACCAAUACAACAAAAACGAUGGUAUCAACAGCACGAAAAUCAAUGACAACAACAGCAACUACAAGAACAACAGGAACAAAAGAAGCACCAAAAAAACGAAAUCCGUCCUUAGCUACGGCUCGUUUGUCAACACUGAUCGAUGAAUAUUCCAAGAGAACAUAA
Molecule: messenger RNA, 1791 nt
Organism: Rotaria sordida
Lineage: Eukaryota; Metazoa; Rotifera; Eurotatoria; Philodinida; Philodinidae
Source: the annotation of a GenBank genome assembly